GGCGCCCUCGGACGGCCACCUCCGUCGCCACGGUCAGCCAUGUUGCUCCGUCGUAGUGGUCACAGAUGGCUACGUGAAAGUCAACAACCGGUCGACAGUUUAGCAUCACAGUCGGGAUAAUUACGUUACCGUGUCGUUAUCGGUGAUUUUCACAUUUUUCCCUUGAUCUCGCAACGAUAGUAUCGUGCAUUGUAACAUUUUUGCCGUAAUAUUUUUUUUCGUCCCGAUAUCGCGUCUCUUCCGUGCGGUUGUCGCGUCUCGUCGUUGUUCCGUUGUCCGACGACGUAUCCAAUCGUAAACGCCGAUCACGGGCAAGACGAUCGAGAAUGAGCACGAACAACGUACAGGCGCUUUUCGCAUGUUCCCGGUGUUUUUCCAGACAUCCCUUCGAGGAUCUCUCGCCCGGGCAACAAUUGUGCAAGGAAUGCAGAGGAGCAUUUCCAGUAGUAAAAUGUACAUACUGCAGAUCAGAAUUCCAGCAAACCAUAAAGGGUAACACAAGCACCAUAUGUAAAAAGUGUGAGCAAAAUGUAAAGUCCUAUGGGAAGCCGUCGGCUUGCGAAUACUGUAAUACCAUUGCUGCAUUUAUUGGUAGCAAAUGCCAGCGGUGUACAAAUUCAGAAAAACGCUAUGGACCGCCGGUUACUUGUGAGCAAUGCAAGCAGAAGUGUGCCUUUGAUAGACAGGAUGAGGAUAAGAAGGUAGAUGGCAAGUUAUUAUGUUGGCUGUGUACACUGUCAUAUAAACGUGCAUUGGCAAAGACAAAGCAAUCAGAUGCAGAGCGAAGAGCACAUAUGAAAUUGGCACAACAGCGGGCUGCGAAGCACAAAGAACAAAAAUUGAAAGGUCACAAUAAAAGACCGCAUAGAGUCGAUGUAACAAAAUUGCCGCCACAAUCCGAAGGCGGAGAUACGAAUGGUCCCACCCCUGUAAAAGCGGCGCGAAUGGCUGGUGUACACGAUCCGCACGAUCCAAAUAGCUCGGAUCACGUGGUAGCGGUCACGCAGCUCAAAGAAAAGAUCGCACAUCUUCAAAAGCAAAUCAGCAUAAAAGAAAGCCAAUUAUUAGCGAAAGAUAGACAAAUUACCGAACUGAAAGCAAAGAACUUCACGUCAGAAACGGAAUUGCGUAAUAAGAUGAAAGCAUCAGAAAAAGAGUACGAGACAAAAAUCUCCAACAUGCAGCACAAGAUAUCUAGUUUGCUGAAAGAAGUAGCAUCGUUAUCGAAAACGUCCAAACGAAAUGAUAGAGUAGCCGCUACGAAGACAGAAGCUGGGACCAACAGUGGAAGUGGAACGGACAGUCCCGUACCUUGAUAAGGUAGAAAAUUGGUUAGCUGUAACAACAUACUCAAAUGACCAUACCCAUAUAAAUCAUGUGAUUAUACAUUUAUGCAUAUAGUUAAUUGUUUCCAUUAACAAGACGAAAUUGUAUUAUUUUUCUAAUUACUAUAGAAAUGUAUAUUAUUCUCUCAAAAUGCAUUGGAGAAAGUACUCGCAUCUCCGUUUAGGGGAGAUUAAUGAUUUUGCAAAUGCAAAAUUUGUACAUGAUUUAGACAUAGUUUUCUUCCCUUUUAUUUUUUGGCAAUUGCUAAGUUUUGUGCGACUUUUUCGCCGGAGCUAGCGACUUUUAUGACAAAAGACUAGGGAAAUUUGAAUAAUAAAGAUUGAUUUUUUAUCACGAAGAGUCGUGUGAAAUCAUUGAGGAAACUUCGAAGCAAAUUUGAAUUGAUUAUGUCUAUAAACAAUAAGUGACAGUUGUGGCAUUUUAUUAUUUAUGAUGAUAAAUAAUGACGAUGAUGUAAACGAUGUGGAAUCAGAAUAGGGGGUGAUCUGUAGAUCAAUUUGCAAUAAAAUUUUAAAAAACUU
Pogonomyrmex barbatus (red harvester ant) is the source of this 1868-nucleotide messenger RNA. RefSeq names its product protein FAM76A. The record is from RefSeq and is a predicted model, not a curated record. Gene Ontology annotation, cellular component: nuclear speck. NCBI's taxonomy places the organism in Eukaryota, Metazoa, Arthropoda, Insecta, Hymenoptera, Formicidae.